ACAUGGGGGACCCUCAACGCCGACAAAAGCAACGUUAUCGUCCUCAACCACGCUCUGAGCGCCUCAUCACACGCCGCCAGCACUAAGGCCGAUCCCUCGCGCGGCUGGUGGGAGGACUUUGUAGGCCCCUGUAAGACCAUCGACACCAACAAGUUCUUUGUGGUCUGUGCGAACAAUCUGGGCUCCUGCUUCGGUUCUACGGGACCGGCGGACGAGGCAAAGGAUGGGAAGCUCGUUGGUAGGCAUUCGAGUAUU
Messenger RNA from Sphaeroforma arctica JP610, 255 nucleotides. RefSeq lists its product as hypothetical. The transcript has a single exon. The record is from RefSeq and is a predicted model, not a curated record. Gene Ontology annotation, biological process: L-homoserine metabolic process. Lineage: Eukaryota; Ichthyosporea; Ichthyophonida. Gene Ontology annotation, molecular function: homoserine O-acetyltransferase activity. The annotation marks the transcript as partial.